UACGGCGACCGAUGAUAAUAAUUAAUAGUUCACCGCGCUGCUGUCUGUCACGAUACAAUUACACGCCGGUCGCAGACAGUCGAUACUCCAGUAACCGUUUGGCGAUGAGGCAAUCCCAGUCGUCUGCUAUCGUCGCCAUUGCACCGUUAAACCAUAAAUAUUAUCAUAAUAAUAAUAAUAGCGACAAUAAUAAUAUUAUCAUACUUCGUACAAUACUAACGGCGGGCCGCUAGCUAAAUCCAGCGGCAGUUUUCCAACACCAAAGCCACCGCCGACCAUCAGUUAUUAAAGAAAAUGAGUGGACCGACGGAAACUGUUGUCAAGAAUACUGACGGGCCCCCGGUUGACAAAGAUGAUAGAGUGAGACUUAAAAAGCAGCUCGGCCUUCUCGAGGGUUGUGCCAUCAUUCUUGGCAUCAUAUUUGGAUCUGGUAUCUUUAUCUCACCGUCUGGCGUCAUGAGCGAAGUGGGCUCGGUGGGUCUAAGCUUAAGCAUGUGGGUGUUGUGCGGUUUGUUGUCAAUGAUCGGCGCCCUGUGUUAUGCCGAACUGGGUACAUCCAUUCCAAGGUCUGGCGGCGAUUACACGUAUCUGUUCGAAGGAUACGGUCCUCUGCCUGCGUUCUUGUACCUGUGGGACGCCAUGCUAGUGUUUGUGCCAACUACAAACGCCAUUAUGGGACUGACCUUUGCCAAUUAUGUUAUCAAACCGUUCUUCCCGGAUUGUGAGAACCCAGACUCGGCGGUCAGGCUUUUGGCAGCUGCUGUGAUAUGUCUUAUAACUUUCGUCAAUUGUUGGAACGUCAAGGCAACGACCAAAGUACAAAACGUUUUCAUGUUCACCAAGAUUGCCGCAUUAGUUUUGAUCAUUGUUUUCGGCGGAGUUUACCUAUAUAGUAACGGAUUUCAUAGGUUUGAAAACCCGUGGCAAGGAUCCAUCACAGAUCCUGGCCGACUAGCCGUUUCAGUAUACUCUGGGAUUUACUCGUAUUCCGGCUGGAACUAUUUAAAUUUUAUGACCGAAGAGUUACGGAACCCAUAUGUAAACUUGCCCAGAGCCAUUUAUAUAUCCAUGCCUUUAGUGACGAUCAUUUAUGUGUUGGCCAAUGUUGCGUACUUGUCCGUUUUGAGUCCAAAAGACAUGGCCUCGACCAACGCUAUUGCUGUGACCUUCGGUCAUUUAGCGAUGGGUUCAUUUGAAUGGGUUAUGCCGCUGAUGGUUGCUUUGUCGGCAUUUGGAGGUCUCUGUGUACACAUCAUGACUUCGUCUAGGAUGUGUUUUGUAGGAGCCCGUUAUGGUCAUUUCCCAACUUUUUUGUCGUACAUCAACAUUAAUAGAUUCACGCCAACUCCGUCUUUGGUGUUUUUGAAUAUUCUGUCACUAUUAAUGUUGUUUACGAGUGAUGUAAAUAUGCUCAUCACCUACUCAAGUAUCGUCGAAUCAUUCUUCACCAUGUUGUCAGUUUCUUCAGUUUUGUGGAGCCGAUGGAAAAACCCAGACAUCAACAGACCAAUCAAAGUGGCCCUUUGGAUUCCGAUCUUGUAUGUUCUGGUAUCUCUCUUCUUGAUUUUGUUGCCGUGUUACGUGAAGCCGAAGGAAGUCGGAAUGGGCGUAGCCAUUACCUUGUCAGGCAUACCUGUGUACUACCUAUGUGUCGUUUGGCAAACAAAACCUGUGUGGUUUCAAAAUUCAUUAAAGAACGUCACUUUUUUCAUUCAAAAAUUGUUUGUCAGCGCAAAAGAGGACAAAGCCGAAGAAGAUAUUUGGGAAUAACACAAUUCUCGCUAUUUCCUCAUUUCUAAGAUCUGCUCAUAAAUUAUUAUUUAUUUAUUUUAACUUUGGGUAACUCAACGGGUUCAACAACUAUAUUUUUUUGUGAAGAGAGCCUUACCCAUCUCACUCCACAUAAUAUUAACCAUGAUGUCAUCUCGUAUUAACACAUAUUUCUUACUUAAUUUUUAUUUAUAAGGGCUUAACUCUGUUUACUGCAACUCAAAGCCUUUUCAUUAAAAUAAUGCAUUUAAAAUAAUAUACAUAGAUAUAUUAUGAAUGCUACGAUCUAUUUAUUUGAUAAUUCAUUACUUUUUAAGUUUGUGCUUUUAUCUUUAACGCGCAAAGCUGAGAAAAAAUUAAUUUACCAAAACAAAAAAUAGGAUUCCAUUCAAAACUCUUUGAAUAAAAACAUCAAUUUUUUUUUUUUUUAUUGUCCAUCAGUAUUAAAAAAUUGUAUAACAUGUUUACAUUAAACAUUGUAUUAUAUUAUUUACAUUGAAAAUAAAUAACUAUGUUGAUGUUUUA
Adelges cooleyi (spruce gall adelgid) is the source of this 2295-nucleotide messenger RNA. RefSeq names its product Y+L amino acid transporter 2 (gene gb). The transcript has 13 exons. The record is from RefSeq and is a predicted model, not a curated record. Gene Ontology annotation, cellular component: membrane. Gene Ontology annotation, biological process: amino acid transmembrane transport. NCBI's taxonomy places the organism in Eukaryota, Metazoa, Arthropoda, Insecta, Hemiptera, Adelgidae. The coding region runs from base 295 to 1770 and encodes 491 amino acids. Gene Ontology annotation, molecular function: L-amino acid transmembrane transporter activity.